Desarmillaria tabescens is the source of this 848-nucleotide messenger RNA. RefSeq lists its product as uncharacterized. The record is from RefSeq and is a predicted model, not a curated record. Bases 280 to 819 code for a protein of 179 amino acids. Lineage: Eukaryota; Fungi; Basidiomycota; Agaricomycetes; Agaricales; Physalacriaceae. The transcript has 4 exons.
CGAUGACAUUAGCUUUCGCUUCAAGCCCAGAGCUCGUCGCCAUGGAAAAUCCAGGUGGAUAUCGAGGUUAAAAGUACCGUCAUGCCGUACCUACGUUAGUAUCAAGCUUCUUCUGUUCAUCCACAGUAUGUGGAAGCAGUGACUACCAUUGUUCUUCCAACUUUUCCUCCUUGCGUAACGUCUCCUCAUGAAACUCCUAGGAUACCAUGAAUGACGAAGCACUCAAAGUAUGAGGCCUGAGGUCUUGAUGAAAUUUCCUGUAUCACGCAUUGCAGCCAAAUGAUACAUCAGGGUACCUCCGCACCGUAUAAAGCUCUACUUUUUGAUACCCAGAGCGUUUCUAAAAGACCAUUGCUAGUCCCAUCCCUUGCGGCAAGCACAAACUCUCGUCGAACGCAAAUGUCGGUCUCAGGAUCGCUCUUCUUUCAGUGCUUCUCCUUGAUCAUUAUGUCUCAGAGCUUGUUGAUCCAAUACGCAGUCUUCGUUAUCACCAUGAUCAGCUUUCUUCUCUGCCGGGGUCUGCCAUCCCGGGUCCUCUGCCUCCUCAUCGCAGAACUUGAUAUGGCGCGGGAUGAAUUUGACAGCGAACUCGAGAAAGGACACCUCCUCAAGAGGAUCAAGAAGGCUCACAAAAAGCGCUACCAGAUAUUAGAAAGAGCUGUGGCCGAGCACGCGAAAGCCCUGGAGUCCUGCGAUGACCUUUACAAGGAUACGAAAGCCUUGUUCCGAGGAAGGAGUUUUGCACUUUAUUGGUGUCUGUACAAAGUGAGGUGUUUCAGAGGGCAAACCAUGACGCUGAAGCGGCGACGUGACAUUUAGACUUUCCACAGUGCGUCGUUGCUUUGUUU